This is a messenger RNA of Pecten maximus, 2648 nucleotides long. RefSeq lists its product as uncharacterized. The transcript has 17 exons. The coding region runs from base 367 to 2208 and encodes 613 amino acids. Lineage: Eukaryota; Metazoa; Mollusca; Bivalvia; Pectinida; Pectinidae. The record is from RefSeq and is a predicted model, not a curated record.
UCUGACCGAAAACUGGCUGUGUAACAGCCGGGAAGAAUCCAAGUCACGUGAUCAUAUCUCAAUACUGGAUGUUUCCUCUUCUAUUUUCUGGAGAUACAGAAGCAUAACCAGAUCGGUGAUUUAAACUUUAUUCGUAAUUUUAAUUGUUUAUACUAAACAAUACAUUUCUAUUGUUAGUAAACAAUGAAAAGACAACGAUAAAAACGAUUUUGUGGGUUAGAUUAGUUUGAAGAUAACUGUAUGAACCGGUAAGACCUGUUAAAUGAUAACAUGAUAAAUGCUCUAUGUUGCUAGCUGAAAUUGUAAGUUUGUGUUUGAUCAUAAAUACAACAUGACUCCCACCGAGACCCUACGACCAGCCUUGCGAUGGAGAUUUUUCUGGGAUUAAUUGUGGUACUGACCAUACAUUCUGGGAUAUAUGGCGACAAGAAAGUGGCGAUGUCCGAGGACGAGAGAUUAGAGGCAAUAGAAGAGCACUUAUUUGAGCACGUGUUACAGGAAUACCCAGAAUUCGCUACCGUGACCGGAUGUGACGUAUACGAUCAAAAUCUGACAUCAUACACACAGGAGGCAUUCACAAGGAGAAAGAUUGCUAAUGAAGAAAUGGUUGCUGACCUUAAAUCUCUCUCCAAACACAAGCUGUCCAGACAACACAAGAUGCGGUACACGAUCAUUAUGGACCACUUACAGACAUUUCUGGAGGGCUACAGAUGGCGAGAAUUUGGAAAUCUUAACCCCAUCAACGUCAUGGAGUCCUUAUAUUCAAAAAGUAGAAGUUGGUUCUUGCCUAAAGGAGGUUUGCAGCAACAUUUUCAACGAUAUCGGGGGCGAUUCGCUGGUUAUCCAAAACAGGCGACAGAUCUCAUCAACUUGAUGAAGAGGGCCAUACAUCUUAAAAGGACAAAUCAUAAAUAUGCCAUGGGGCGCACACACGAGAUGAAUGAAUGGUUCAAUAGCAUGAUGAUGUUACUGCGGAAUGAGGAUGAAUUUUAUGCUAUACCGCGAUAUGAACAAAAGGAAGUGUUUAACCUGUUGAAGCAGCUACAAGACACGAUAAUGGAUGUUCGGAGAUUCCUGAUGGGUGAAUACCUGCCAAAUACACGACCUGAUCCAGGUGUGGCGACACUACCCCAAGGGCUUGAAUACUACGAGGCGUGUAUCAAAUACCACACAGGCCUACCACUAACAGCUGCCGAGGUGCAUUCUAUUGGGCUAAAGGAAGUGGGACGCAUUCGUCUAGAAAUGCAAAAGGUGAUGGAUAACUUGGAGUUUAAUGGAACAUUGACCGAAUUCUUUAACCGCCUUAAAACUGUGCCAGGAUUGUACAAUCUCACACAGGAUGAAUUGUUAUCAGAGAAUGAGUACAACAUCCAUGAACUGAUAGAACCUCGGCUCUGGGAUAUAUUUAAACCUAUAGAGCACGUUCCUGUCAGAGUUGAAGGAACAAGGUUGGCAAGAUUUCCCUGGGGAGGUUAUAACAAUGGAACAUUUGGAGUGAACAUUCUGAUGGCGGAAAAAAAACCAGUCUUUAUAAUGAUGCCCCUUUCCCUUCACGAAGCUGACCCAGGCCAUCACUUCCAGGAUAUCUACCCGAAUGUCCCAGACCUACCGAGGUAUCGACAGUGGAUUAAAUUUGGAGAGUGGCACGCCGUUCCAUUCAUGUACCCUUCCUAUACAGCAUACAUAGAGGGCUGGGCUCUUUACAGCGAAUACCUUGGCGAGGAAAUGGGACUGUACAACAAUACCUAUGACCUAUUCGGACGCUAUGUGUUCGAGAUGUUUCGAGCCAGCCGAUUGGUUGUGGAUACCGGAAUACAUGCGUAUGGAUGGAGUAGGGAUGACGCUGUGGAGUACAUGAUGAAUCACACCGGUCUUGCUAAGGAAACGCUCCUUCGUGAUGUCAACCAAUUCCUUGCUUGGCCAGGGCACGCAUGCGCGUAUAAGAUUGGCGAACUGAAGAUCAAAGAACUCCGCAAUAUUUCUGAGAGCAGAUUAGGAAAACUGUUCAACGUGAAGGAAUUCCAUGACGUCAUAUUGAGAAUCGGUCCAGUUUCGCUGGGAGUUCUGCAGGACAUAGUGGACGAAUGGAUUACUGAGACUUUGUUGUUAGCCUCCAGUGUCGCCACCAUCGGCACAUUUUUAUCUGUGUCACAGACUGUAGUUCUGAUCUGUCUCGUCUCCGCAAUCAACCAAGUCUUAGUCCAUUAGACAGGCCAUUGGUGGAGUCUCGUCAAAUUGGGCAUCCGUCAUAUUGCAUUUGACAGACUCUAGUCAAAAUGUUUCGUCAACCAUCUCCACCAAAAUAGAGUUUGAUUGACAGGUUCUAGUCGAACUGUUUCGUCAACCAGAUCCACCAAAAUAGAGUUUGAUUGACAGUCUUUGGUCGAGCUGUGUCGUCAACCAUUUCCACCAAGAUACAGUUUGAUUGACAGGUUCUGGGCGAGCUGUUUCGUCAACCAUUUCCACCAAGAUACAGUUUGAUUGACAGGUUCUGGGCGAGCUGUUUCGUCAACCAUUUCCACCAAGAUACAGUUUGAUUGACAGGUUCUGGGCGAGCUGUGUCGUCAACCGUCUCAACCCACAUGGAGUUUGACAGUCUGUUGUCGACCUGUUUCGUCAGCCAUCUCCACCAUGACAGAGUUUGAUUG